AUGGGACCACCAAGAAAACAUCAAGCAAACAGUUUCACAAACAGGGUCAACAAGUCGAAUGUUCAGACUAAUCCUGAUCGUGUGGUGCCAAAGGGCGCAACACAUAUGAGAUCAAGGUCGACUAUUCGUCGUCUGCAGAUGUAUAGCGAGCGCCCUAUAAGGACACGCGAGGGCAAGUUGAUCGGUGGAGCAUACAUGUCCAAGGACACAUCGCACGACACUCGUAUCGCUCCCGACCGUCGCUGGUUUGGCAACACUCGCUCUGUGGGCCAGGACCAGCUCGAGUCCUUCCGUCAAGAGAUGAACAACACUGUCGACAACCCGUUCAAGGUUCUGCUCAAGGCCAACACGCUGCCGCUCGGCCUGCUCAAGGACUCGACCAAGAAGACGCAGAUGAACCUGCUGACCACCGAGUCGUUCGACCAGACGUUCGGCCCCAAGCGUCAACGCAAGAGACCAAACCUGAGCGGCCUCGUCGACUACGACUCGAUGCUCAACAAGGCCAACCAGGGCGUGGAAAAGUACGACGAAACCAAGGACUCCAACAUCAAGGUGGAGCUCGAUCUCAGGGACACUCGUCGUCUCGACAUCUUUGACAAGGGUACAUCCAAGCGUAUCUGGGGUGAGCUGUACAAGGUGGUCGACAAGAAGAACAAGCCAGAUCUCAACGCCGUCGCCAAGCUGAUCCUGUACGACUACCAGCGUGGAAAGAUCCCCUACUUUACACCACCUCCCGAGCUCGCGCCAGAGCUCAAGCAAGAGGUCAAGGUCGAGACCAAGACAGAGGAUGCCGUCGUCGAGGCUGGCAAGGAGGGUGAGGCUGAUGCCACACAAUCAAAGGUCAAGAAGGAGUUGUUAUACGCCGACCUCAAGGUGAACCAGAGUCUGAGGCUGAUAAACGUCAAGUCCGAGUUCAAUGAGGAGGACGCCAAGGGAGACGAGUAUGUCGACCCAUUCGAGGAUGAGCCCGACUGGGACGAGCUGUAUCAAAAGGACUUCAGCGAGGAUGAGGAGGAUGAUGGAGAGGAUGCAGUAAAGGCCGAGGGAGAGGACGACGACGAAGAUGAUGGAUCUUUGGACUUUGACGAAGACGAGGACGACGAGGACUUUGACGUGGAUGCAGACCUGGCAGGAGGUGACCUGCAAUACGACGAGGAGGAGGAAGAUGAGAAGCCACAGACAAAGGCCAAUGGCAAGAACAAGCGAAAGGUAACAGAGUCGCCAAAGAAAGAGAAGAAGGUUGUAAAGAAGUCCAAGUCAAAGAAGGAGGAGGAUGAGGAGCAAUAUAGUGUGUUCAGUGACGACAGCGACGCCGAGAAGAAGAAGAAGAACAAGAAGGCAAAGGUCGAGCAGGGUGAGGAGGAGGAGCCCAAGCAUCUGGUACUGCUGUCAAACUUCAAGAAGCUGCAAGAGCAGUCCAAGGCCAAGCCAGUGACAAGGAAAGACUAUGUCGAGUCCUAUCCAGAGGUAGGCUCGGAGGAUGAGUCCACGCCCAAGGAGAAGAGAAAGAAGACCAACAAGCAAAAGGUCGGA
Messenger RNA from Acytostelium subglobosum LB1, 1533 nucleotides. RefSeq lists its product as hypothetical. The transcript is spliced from 2 exons. Lineage: Eukaryota; Evosea; Eumycetozoa; Acytosteliales; Acytosteliaceae. Gene Ontology annotation, cellular component: nucleolus. The record is from RefSeq and is a predicted model, not a curated record. The annotation marks the transcript as partial.